Atta colombica is the source of this 739-nucleotide messenger RNA. RefSeq names its product cytochrome P450 4c3-like. The record is from RefSeq and is a predicted model, not a curated record. The annotation marks the transcript as partial. The transcript has a single exon. Gene Ontology annotation, molecular function: iron ion binding; oxidoreductase activity, acting on paired donors, with incorporation or reduction of molecular oxygen; monooxygenase activity. NCBI's taxonomy places the organism in Eukaryota, Metazoa, Arthropoda, Insecta, Hymenoptera, Formicidae.
AUAAUUAUAUUCUUCCGAAAGGUAUCACGGUCAUAUUGACAAUAUUAUUAACACACCGAAAUCCGGUGGUUUGGCCGGACCCAUUGAAAUUCGACCCGGAUCGCUUUCUUCCAGAAAAUUCAAAGAACAGAAAUCCGUAUGCCUAUAUUCCGUUCAGCGCUGGACCAAGAAACUGUAUAGGUCAGAAAUUCGCUCAACUCGAAGAGAAAAUUGUGUUGACUGCUAUCCUCAGGAAAUGGAGAGUGAAAAGUGUGAAAACAGUCGACACGAUUAAAUUCGAAGGUUCUAUCAUUUUACGACCAAAUGAAGAUGUAUUAAUGCAUUUCACGUCGAAGAAAUGAACAAUUUGCGAUGAAUAAGAUAGUUGGCCCAGAAAUCGUCAAGAUAUACAAGUAAUCGCAAUUUCACGUAUUAAAGACGUAUUUUAGUGCUUUCUGUCGAGCGUGAGGCUUGCUAAUAUUUUUAUUGGUUCCAAGAAAGUAUUUAUAAUAUUGUGUUACAUUAUGAAACUCGUAAAUAUAUGAAUUCACUAUUGAUUAAAUCGAAUAUGAGCAGCAACCGAGCCUAUGCGUGAUUUCGAUCAACUUUUUCAUUAUGAAGUUAAAAGACAUUGUUUGACAUUUCGUGUGAUUUUGAAGUAUUGGCAACUUGCAUGAAAUAAAUUGAGCUUCGAGUUAUAAAUCGCAGUUUUAUGUUUUGAUCGCAGUUUUACACACAAAUUAUUAUUAUUUAAUAGGUU